CUGUCUUUUGCAAUCCAGCACACCUCAACUUCCCUUCUCCGACAACUCCUUCUCUUCAGUUCUCUUUCUUCUUUCUUAUCCUCCUUUCCAAUCGUUAUAUUCUUUCGUUCCCCAAUUCUUCUACUCUACCAACUUUCGUUACUUAAUCAAUCACAAUGAGAGUAGGAGUCGCCCUCACUCUCUUCGCCUGCGCGCUCAGCGCCCCCACCAGCAAGCGCGAUGACGAGCUCGCAAACCUCGACGUCAGCUCCCUCAAGUCCCUCGAGGCCCUCGAGGCCAUCAAGCCCUUCCACAAGCCCCGCACCUUCAUCGGCGGCGGCGCCGACGCUGGCGUCGGAGGAUCUGCUGAGAUUGGCGGCUCUGCUAGUCUAGGUGGCCACGGUGGUGCUGGUGCUGGUGCCGGUGCCGGUGCCGGCGCUGGCGUUGGUGGCUCUGCUGAACUAGGUGGCCAUGCUGGUGUAGGUGGCUCUGCUGGUGCUGGUGCUGGCGCUGGCGCCGGCAUUGGUGGUUCAGCUGGCGUCGGUGGCCAUGCUGGUCUUGGUGGCUCAGCUGGCGCUGGUGCUGGUGCCGGCGCUGGUGUUGGUGGCUCGGCUGGCGUUGGCGGCCAUGCUGGACUCGGUGGUUCAGCUGGUGUAGGUGGUAGUGCCGGUGCCGGUGGCCAUGGUGGCGCUGGUGUCGGUGGUGAAGCUGGCAUCGGCGGACAUCUUGGAGGUGGUGCCGGUCUUGGAGGCAGUGGCCAUCUCGGUGGUGGUAUUGGCGGCAGUGGUCAUCUAGGUGGUAGCAUCGGCGGUAUUAUUGGCGGUGGUCUCGGUGGCAGUGGCCACCUUGGUGGUGGCGCUGGCAUUGGAGGAUCCGGCGGUGCUGGUGCCAGUGGCUCUGCUGGUGGUGAAGGUGGUGCCGAGGGUGAAGCCAGUGGUGAAGGCGAGGGUGAAGGCGAGGGUGAAGGUGAAGCUGGUGGUGAAGCUGGUGGUGAAGCCGGCGCUGGAGGAUCUGGAUCUGCCGGUGGCUCUGCUGGUAUCGGUAGCUCUGGCAGUAUUGGAGGAUCUGCUGGCGCCGGUGGAUCUGGAGAAGCUGGCGGCUCUGCAGGCAUUGGAGGCUCCGGCGGUGCUGGUAUUGGAGGAUCUGGCUCCGCUGGUGGCUCUGCUGGUAUCGGUGGCUCUGGUGGUGCUGGAGGCUCCGGCGGUGCUGGCGGUUCUGGUGAAGCUGGUGGCUCUGUCGGUAUUGGAGGCUCUGGUGGUGCUGGUGCUGGUGUCGGUGGUUCCGGAUCUGCUGGUGGUUCUGCAGGUAUUGGCGGCUCUGGCGGUGCUGGUGGUGAAGCCGGUGCUGGUGGAUCUGGUUCCGCUGGUGGUUCCGCUGGUGUUGGAGGCUCUGCUGGUGGUGAAGGCUCCGCAGGUGCCGGCGGUGAUGCUGGUGCUGGUGCUUCUGGUGAAGCUGGAGGUUCCGCAGGUGCUGGUGGUGAUGCCGGCGCUGGUGCUUCUGGUGAAGCUGGAGGCUCUGCUGGCGCCGGUGGUGAUGCCGGUGGUGAUGACUCCGACGACACUGGCCCGGUGGUGAAGCUGGUGGUGAAGCUGGUGGUGAAGCUGGUGGUGAAGCUGGUGGUGAAGCUGGUGGUGAAGCUGGUGCUGGUGGUGAAGCUGGUGCAGGUGCUGGAGGAUCUGGAUCUGCUGGAGGCUCCGCUGGUGUUGGAGGCUCUGCUGGUGGCGAGGCCGGCGCUGGUGCUUCUGGUGAAGCUGGCGGCGAGGCUGGCGCUGGAGCUGGUGGCUCCGCUGGUGCAGGUGGUGAAGCCAGUGGUGAUGCCAGCGGCGAGGGUGAGGCCUGCGGCUGUGAAGACAUCCAAGGAACGCCCACCACCUUCUCGACCUCAUUCUCCACCAGCUGGAGCUGGCCUACUAAGGCUUAAAUGCCUUCCGAGUGGUGGCUUUGGUAGCUUUCUCAAUGGAAUGCCUAUACUUUCAAGCACUCGAGAUGUAUAACUCAACUCCCGUAUAUCCAACAGGGGUAUUGACAAUCCCGCGGGACAUGAUUUUCUGAACCGACUUCGAAAUAUGAAGUGAACUGCUUCUGCACAAUCCUUAUCUAUAUUGCGAUGUUUUAUCUACAUGUUACAUAUGAUCACUGUUUAAACAUAAUUUGUAUAUUUGGCUAGAGUACAAGGGAAUAUCAGUCAUUUGUUCACCUUGAAUAAUCAAUAAUCAAG
Messenger RNA from Aspergillus versicolor CBS 583.65, 2197 nucleotides. RefSeq lists its product as uncharacterized. Bases 156 to 1973 code for a protein of 605 amino acids. Lineage: Eukaryota; Fungi; Ascomycota; Eurotiomycetes; Eurotiales; Aspergillaceae. The record is from RefSeq and is a predicted model, not a curated record. The transcript is spliced from 4 exons.